UUAUUAAAGAAACAUUUUUGGGCAUGAUUCCACGAAAGUACUUAUUAACCGCUAUUAAACGCUGACACAAAAUUUUAAAGCGCGCACAAAAUGAAAUCGUGAAAAAGUAGUCAAGAAACAUUUUCAAUGUUUUGAUUUAACAUCGGAUUCGUAAAAACAUCGACGAACAACGAUGUUUGAAGCCACGACCAUCGAUGUUGCUCGAUACAUCGAUGUUUUUUUACGACCCUAAUAUAAACGCAAAAGAAAUGAUAUAAAUAUGUCAAAAUUCAAUUAUGAGAACAUUCAUUUAAUUGUUGUGGAGAAAAGCUAGUCGUUAGAAAAUCGGUUUGUGCAAGAAAUAAGUAAUUGCAAUUAUUUCAUAUAAUUUCUACGCCAGAGGUUUUCAGUGUUAUAAAUUGAGUACGUGACGAUGACGAUAACUACGAAACUGUGAAAAGCGAAUUUGUGAAAAUGCGAACGAAAUCAACAAACGCAGUAGAUUGAAUAGAUUAUUAUGUACAUAUAAUCUCGCAGCUUAAAUUGCAGCAGUAUUUAUUAAAUUAUAACGCGCAAAGUGCGUAAUUUCAGUAUUUUAGGAGAAAAAGUAAACAACUCUAAAAUUAGUUGGUUGAAGAGGCAAAGACAAUCGACAAUUGAAAACAGCGGCCACAACUGUCGUUGAAGUGGAUUGUGUGCAGUUGAAUAAAAUAGUAAAAAACUUUUAAAGUAAGAAAACUAAUUUGGUUUUAUUAAAAAUGAAUCUCUCAUUUGCUGGAUGUGGUUUCUUGGGAAUAUAUCAUGUGGGUGUGGCAGUAUGUUUCAAAAAAUAUGCACCACAUCUGCUUGAGAAAAUUGGAGGCGCGUCAGCGGGUGCACUAUCUGCGUGCUGCUUACUUUGUGAUUUGCCGUUAGGCAGUAUGACAUCUGACUUUUUUCGUGUGGUUAAUGAGGCUCGCCGUCAUUCGCUCGGACCUUUCAGUCCCUCAUUUAAUAUACAAACUUGCUUGUUUGAAGGUUUACAAAAGCAUUUGCCAGAGGAUGCGCAUAAACGGGUCAAUGGGCGCUUACAUAUUUCGUUAACGCGAGUUCAUGAUGGUAAAAAUGUCAUCGUUUCCGAAUUCAAUUCGCGCGAUGAACUCUUGCAAGCUUUGCUGUGCGCCUGCUUCAUUCCAGGCUUCUCAGGCAUAUUCCCACCUCGGUUUCGUGGAGUGCGGUAUAUGGAUGGAGCUUUUUCAGACAACUUGCCAAUUCUGGAUGAGAACACAAUUACUGUAAGCCCCUUCUGUGGUGAGAGUGAUAUUUGUCCACGUGAUCAAAGUUCUCAACUCUUCCAUUUGAAUUGGGCUAAUACCAGCAUUGAAAUAUCUCGGCAGAAUGUUAAUCGUUUCGUCCGAAUUUUGUUUCCACCGCGGCCGGAAUUUCUUUCGAAAUUCUGUCAGCAAGGGUUCGACGAUGCAAUGCAGUUCCUUCAUCGUAAUAAUUUAAUAAAUUGUCGUCGUUGUGUAGCUGUGCAAUCGACAUUUGUAGUAUCAGAGACAGUGGCACAACCUCAGGACUUUGAUCCUGAAUGCAGAGAAUGCAAAAAGCAUAGAAAUGACGCUUUAAGCUCAAACAUGCCACAGACUGUAUUGGAUGUCAUUCAAGAUUAUAUCGAACAAGCUAAUAAAGGCUUGGCCAAUUGGAUAUUUAAGCACCGAGGAAUAAAACUGCUGUCCCUGCCAGCAACAGUACCUAUGGAUUUCUUCUUGGCCACAGUAUCGAAGAUUACUAAACUUACACCAAAACUGAGCAAACACGUUCGCGUGAGGAUAGAAAAUAUUUUAAGGCAAUUAAAUAACACAGUGCAGACCCGCAUUUUAAGCAAUUUUACGAUUUGCGAACCGCCUCAUUUCGAUACGACUGGCUUACUUCAUUCCAACCGUCUAUAUGGGCCAAGGGUAUCGAUAUUAGUUGAUGAGUGUGGUGCUCCUUCCAUUGAAGGUGAUGUGGACAACUAUGAGCAUGUUCUUAGAGUAACCACUCACAAUGAUGCACUUUACGCUUACUAUUAUACAGAUGACCUUACGAACAAAGUUAAAGUUACAGAAAUUUUCGAAAUUGAUUAUGACGAACAACUUGCAACCGAUCCGAAAUUAUACGAAGGCAAAGUUGAAGAUCACCCGAAUCCCCAUCAACAUCACCACAAUGUUGUUAGUGAAUGGAACGGCGUAGAAUCAGAUACGCAGUGGAUGAAACUUUUUAUAGCGUAUACGGAGUUCAGAGAAUUGCCGAAGGUAAUUGGUAAAAUUUUGCCUAUACCAGUAAGUAACGAGUUUUUUUUAUUUAAGUUGAUGACACACCAAUUUCGACGGCGAGCAACUGAAAAAUCUACAGGCAACAAAGUACAGAGCCGCGAAAAGGUUCUCAAGUCGCUCGCAGGCAGCACCCGGGGCAAGAUAUAUUGUUGGCAACGUACAAAGUAAUAGGCCGGCCGGUUAGUUAGAGGCAGGAAAUGAAGCUACAAGCUUGCCAAAAACGCAGAUCUCCGAACAGGGUAUCUUCUCAAAUCGCCUACGUAACCUGCAAAACGAAGCCCAAAAUGCUCCCAGUAAGAGAGCUCAACAUAAUGCUCAGCAAGCAGUUCUUAGUAGAGUGAUACAGACGAGCAACCGCACAGGCCUUGCCGUAGGGCCUGAGUUCAAACCCUGGUCCGGGCAACAUCUAAAUUAGAAAAUGCUUUUUCUAACAUCGGUCGCCCCUCAGGAGCCAAUGGCAAACAUCCGAAUGUAUUUCCGCCAUAAAAAAGCUUCUCAUAAAAAUUCAUUGGCCGUUCGGAGGCGGCAUGACGACUUAAAAAUAAAGUACGAUUUAUUUAUUUUCUAACAUUCUGCAAGUUGCUUUCAAUGCAACAAAUGACUUUUAAUAGAAGACUGUAACAAAAAUAUAAACUAU
Rhagoletis pomonella (apple maggot) is the source of this 2913-nucleotide messenger RNA. RefSeq names its product 1-acylglycerol-3-phosphate O-acyltransferase Pnpla3 (gene bmm). NCBI's taxonomy places the organism in Eukaryota, Metazoa, Arthropoda, Insecta, Diptera, Tephritidae. The transcript is spliced from 8 exons. The record is from RefSeq and is a predicted model, not a curated record. Gene Ontology annotation, biological process: lipid homeostasis; triglyceride catabolic process. Gene Ontology annotation, molecular function: triacylglycerol lipase activity. The coding region runs from base 738 to 2444 and encodes 568 amino acids. Gene Ontology annotation, cellular component: cytoplasm; lipid droplet; membrane.